Mangifera indica (mango) is the source of this 1393-nucleotide messenger RNA. RefSeq names its product protein trichome birefringence-like 30. The record is from RefSeq and is a predicted model, not a curated record. Bases 7 to 1224 code for a protein of 405 amino acids. Gene Ontology annotation, cellular component: Golgi apparatus. NCBI's taxonomy places the organism in Eukaryota, Viridiplantae, Streptophyta, Magnoliopsida, Sapindales, Anacardiaceae. The transcript is spliced from 5 exons. Gene Ontology annotation, molecular function: O-acetyltransferase activity.
GCCUUAAUGAAGGGCACUGGUGACAGCCGUAGCGGCAAUUACUUCCCAGUACUUCUCGUAUUCAUAACCUUUCUUUCGGCGACAGUUUUAGCAUUUGUUUUGUUCAAUGAACACACAACAGUAUUCUCUAAACACCCAGAGAUCAUACAAGCUGACAGAGAAACUGAUCAAGAAGUUAAAAAAUGUGACAUCUUCACAGGAGAGUGGGUUCUAGAUAAUGUGACUCACCCUUUAUACAAAGAAGAUGAAUGUGAGUUUCUAACAGAUUGGGUGAGAUGUUUGAGAAAUGGAAGGCAGGAUUCUCUGUACCAGAAGUGGAGAUGGCAGCCCAGAGACUGUUUUUUGCCCAAGUUUGAUGGAAAAUUACUUCUAGAUAAACUUCGAGGAAAGAAGCUUAUGUUUGUUGGAGACUCUUUGCAUUAUAACCAAUGGCAGUCUAUGGUUUGUAUGGUUCAAUCUGUUGUGCCGCCGGGGAAGAAGAGCGUCAGCUAUCCUUCAGCAUACAUUUAUCGCUUCAAGGCAGAGGACUAUAAUGCUUCUAUUGAGUUUUACUGGGCACCCUUUUUGGUUGAGUCCAAUGCAGACCCUCCAGAUAUGAGGGAUGGCAAAAGGGACUCCAUACUCAUGCCUGAAUCAAUCUCAAACCGUGGAGAUAUAUGGAAGGAUGCAGACUACCUCGUUUUCAACACUUACAUUUGGUGGAUUAAAUCUCCAACCAUGAAAGUGUUACGAGGAUCCUUCAAUGAAGGAGCCACAGAGUAUGAUGAAAUCGAUAUGUACACAGUAUAUAAUAGAACUUUGAGGACAUGGGCAAAUUGGGUUGAGGAAAAUGUUAAUCCUAAUUCCUCUGUUUUCUUCAGCAGCAUGGCUCCUCAACAUACCAGGAGUUCAGAUUGGAACAACCCGGAAGGCACCAAAUGCUCUAAGGAGACAACACCAAUUGUAAACAUGUCAAAGCCAGUUGAUGUUGGCACAGACUAUAAGCUCUUUCAGAUUGCGGCAAAUGUGACUCAAUCAAUGAAGCGGCCCGUCCAUUUCCUCAAUAUAACCACGCUCUCUGAAUACAGGAAAGAUGCACACACCUCUCUUUAUGGCUCUUCUGCUAAACACAGAUCGGAUUCUCCUGACGAAAAGAUCAAUCCGGAUUGCCUUCAUUGGUGUCUCCCUGGAUUGCCAGACACAUGGAAUGAGUUAAUCUAUGCAAAAAUCAUCUUCAGCUAUUAAACUCCUAUUGAGGAUAUUUCUUUUGGUAAUUUUUCCAGGCAUUGUAGAUUAUGCCUGCAACUACAAGUUGCCAUUGGUUGACAUCCAACAAUUGUACAUGAAUUUGUAUUGGAUCAAAUGUAAGGGAAAUAUUCUGGCAUUAGGAAUUAUAUAUAAUUCUUUCUCUUGA